GCCCGGAGUCCCCGUCGCCCGCCGAGCAGGCGGAGUCGGGCGCAGCGAAGCCCGGCGCUGGGCGGCGGCGCCAAACUUUGGGCGAGCCCGCCCGGAGCGCAGCGGGCUCGCCUCCCCGCCAGAGCGGCGCAGCGCGGCCCGGGCACGGCUCGGCGGAGGGAGGCGCGGCGCGGUCUGGCCACUGUCUCACGAUGCAAAGGGUUGGAACCCUGCGAACCCAUCGAACGAGACAGCUCCACUGCUUAUUUUGGAGUAGUCCAGUUAGCUGCAACCAUGGGCCCUAUGGGAGUACUGGUGGAAGAGAACCGCACAAAAGAAGUAAAAAUGGAGCUGUACACCAGGCUAUACUUGCCAGGCCUCACCACACCACUCAGUGAGCUGGCAUCUGACCCCAAACCAGAACUGAAAGACAGUACCAACCUGGUCGAGGUGCAGAUAGUCCUCAUCAUUGCCUAUUGCUUCAUCAUCCUGCUGGGGGUGAUGGGCAACUCCCUGGUGAUCCAUGUGGUCAUCAAGUUCAAGAGCAUGCGUACUGUGACUAACUUUUUCAUUGCCAACCUGGCUGUAGCUGAUCUGCUGGUGAAUACACUGUGCCUGCCCUUCACCUUAGUUUACACACUGUUGGGAGAAUGGAAGCUGGGCCCAGUGCUGUGCCACCUGGUGCCUUAUGCCCAGGGCCUUGCAGUGCACGUGUCAACUGUCACCUUGACUGUGAUUGCCUUGGACCGGCACCGCUGCAUUGUUUAUCACUUGGAGAGCAAAAUCUCCAAGCGAAUAAGCUUCCUGAUCAUUGGCGUUGCCUGGGCUGUCAGUGCGCUACUGGCUAGUCCCCUGGCCAUCUUCCGUGAGUACUCUCUGAUUGAGAUCAUUCCUGAUUUCAGGAUUGUGGUCUGCUCUGAGAAGUGGCCUGGUGAGGGGCAACUCAACUAUGGCACCAUCUACAGUGUCUCUAUGCUCCUGAUCCAAUAUGUUUUGCCUCUGGCAAUCAUCUCCUAUGCCUACACCCGUAUCUGGACCAAACUAAAGAACCAUAUCAGCCCUCGGGCUGGGAAUGAUCACUACCACCAUCGGCGGCGGAAGACCACUAAGAUGCUGGUGUGCGUGGUUGUGGUGUUUGCUGUAAGCUGGCUGCCCUUUCACACUUUCCAGCUUGUCAGUGACAUUGACAGUAAAGUGUUAGAUCUGAAGGAGUACAAGCUAAUCUACACAGUGUUUCAUGUCAUUGCCAUGUGCUCAACCUUUGUUAACCCUCUUCUCUAUGGCUGGAUGAACAGCAACUACAGGACAGCCUUCCUCGCAGCCUUCCAAUGCGAACAGCGACUGGAUUCCAUUCACCCUGAGGUAUCAGGAGCAUUCAAAGCCAAGAAGAACUUGGAAGCAAAAAAGAAUCAUUGCACUGGAGCCCCUACCAAUGUCUAAGAAUGUCAGGCAUACAAAAAAAAAAAGGAAUAUACUCUGGCCAGAGAGAGAUCCGUUUUGACAGAUGCACUUUUUAUACACAGUUUUAA
This is a messenger RNA of Chelonia mydas (Green sea turtle), 1508 nucleotides long. It is a transcript of the gene NPY2R, whose product is annotated as neuropeptide Y receptor Y2. The record is from RefSeq and is a predicted model, not a curated record. NCBI's taxonomy places the organism in Eukaryota, Metazoa, Chordata, Testudines, Cheloniidae. Gene Ontology annotation, biological process: G protein-coupled receptor signaling pathway. The transcript has 3 exons. The coding region runs from base 274 to 1419 and encodes 381 amino acids. Gene Ontology annotation, cellular component: membrane. Gene Ontology annotation, molecular function: neuropeptide Y receptor activity.